Molecule: messenger RNA, 891 nt
Organism: Pararge aegeria (speckled wood butterfly)
Lineage: Eukaryota; Metazoa; Arthropoda; Insecta; Lepidoptera; Nymphalidae
Gene: tara
Exons: 2
Coding region: 102-851 (249 amino acids)
Cellular component (GO): nucleus
Molecular function (GO): transcription regulator activity
Source: RefSeq, a predicted model, not a curated record
CACGCGACGCUAGUGAGUGACGCCGUGCCAGUGACUUUGAGUUUUGACAGUUGUUAUCGUGAUCGUGCCAUGUUUUCGUAUCGGAACUAUGGUGUAUCCCAAUGAAAAUGUGGAGUGAUUUCCAGGGCUCGGGCGGCGGGUGCGGCGCCAAGCGGCGCGCCGGCUCCCCGUGCGAGGGCGGCGGCAAGGUCGCGCGCUGGGAGGAUUCGAUCGCGCGGCUGGAGGCCGUGGCCGCCGGCGCGGGCGGCGGCGAGUGCUGGCGCGAGGACGAGGAGCGGCGCGCGUGCCGGCGGCGCUGGUGCGGUGGCUGGUGCGGCGCGCACGACACCAUCCGCGCCGAGAACGGCAAGUCGUACCUGGAGUUGGGCGGCGCGGCGGCGCGCGCCUGCUGCGACGGCCGCGCGGCCGGCCGCUGCGCAUCGCGCCGCUGCUACCGCGAGCGGCGCCUGAAGAUGAUGAACCUGUGCGCGCUGAAGCUGGCGCGCUUCCGGCAGACGGCCGACCCGUCACUGCGCCGCUCCGUGCUGGUGUGCAACACGCUGCGCGGCAUCGAGCGCGAAAUGGAGCGCGAGAGCGCGGAGGAGCCGCCUGCGCCAGAGGCUGCGUGCGCGUCGGCGGCGCGCUGCGAGGCGCUGGCGCGCGACCCCGCGGCCGGCCGCGCCACGCCCUUCCCCGCGCCGCCGCCAGACCGCGACUCGGGCUACGGCGACGAGGAGCCGCGCGCCAUCGACUGGGGCUCGGUGCUGAGCCUGUCGUCGCGGUCGGCGCUCGACCCCCCCGAGGACGCAUGGCCCGACGACUGGGGCUGGAGCGAGGACAGCUUCGUGCGCCUGCUGGUGCCCACGAGUUAGUGGUUGCCGCGCGGGCAGGACGCGCCCGCGCCGCACUGAG